AUGGCUGCCGCUCUGGACCCAGAUGAGGUGCUUCGUUCUUCGAAAGGGAGAGAUAAUUAUCAGCGUCUAGCUCGGCUUUUGAUAAGUGGCGGUACUGUACUGUUGAGGGAGGCAUUUGACAUCAAAUGUCCACCAAGUAAUCUUUCCACAACACUUCAGAAUCCAGCCACGAAGAGGCUACUUAAGGCAGCAAGGCUCACCAAACCACAGAGGGACUGCCUGUACCCUUCCCCAGGGAUGUACGGAAAGUCAACAGACUUUGAUAUAACUCUCCUUUUCCGGUUGCUGAGGACAAUAUGCGGCCUUGCUCCUCCUGUCACGGGCUGGGAUGCGCUACCGACAAGUACAGAUGACAGUUUAGAAGCAGAUUUAGCUAGAAUCAAAUAUUACCGCAAUUCGAUAUAUGGUCAUGUGAACGAGAACAUGGAAAUCUCAGAUGACGAGUUUUCAGUUCUUUGGAGAGAACUCAGCGAGGCUCUGGUGAGAGUUGCGGGUCAAAUCAGCCCUGCAAAGGCAAAAGAAUGGCAGAAUGCUAUUGAUACAUUUUUAAAAGAUCCUCUCACAGAGGAAGAAAAGAGAAAUGAGCAGGAAUUGCAGCGCUGGUACCAGAAUGAUACAGAAGUAAAGAAAUACCUGGAAAAGGUAGAAUCUUCAAUGAAGCAUUUGGAGAAAGAAGCUCAAUACGUAAGACAAAAGGUUCGAGAAGAAGCGCAAGAUAUUAAAGAUGAAGUGCAACGCUUAGGACAAGACAUCAAAGAUGAGCUUGGAUGGAAAGUAGAGUCUACAGCCCAAGAAGUGCAACGCUUCGGACAAGACAUCAAAGAUAAGCUUGGAGGGAAAGUAGAAUCUACAGCCCAAGAAGUGCAGCGCUUGAGGCAAGAGUUUCGAGAUGAGGCCCAAGACAUCAAAGAUCGAUUGAAACUGGGUAGGCGACCCAAUUCCUCAGCUGGAGGUCAGCAUGUUGAUAUUUACUGUAUAUCUAUUACUAGUAAAGUAUUUUUCCUUUUACAUAAGCACUUACGUAACGCACAAGGGUCACCUGUACGGUGCACGUUGUACACUUUUUAUGACAGAAAUGGCUUCAUAUAUUUUUGA
Molecule: messenger RNA, 1095 nt
Organism: Pocillopora verrucosa
Lineage: Eukaryota; Metazoa; Cnidaria; Anthozoa; Scleractinia; Pocilloporidae
Source: RefSeq, a predicted model, not a curated record